Suillus fuscotomentosus is the source of this 300-nucleotide messenger RNA. RefSeq lists its product as uncharacterized. Bases 1 to 300 code for a protein of 99 amino acids. The transcript is spliced from 2 exons. The record is from RefSeq and is a predicted model, not a curated record. Lineage: Eukaryota; Fungi; Basidiomycota; Agaricomycetes; Boletales; Suillaceae.
AUGGGACCUCAGAAAGAUCGUUGUUGUUCUAUUGAUCGUGGUAGGAGGAUUGCGAGAGAGAUGAGGGAGAAUGAGAGAGAGAGGGCGAGGGAGAGCGAAAAAGUGAGGAAGCGGGAGAGGGAGAGCGAGAAGGAGAAGGAGAGCGAGAGGAAAAGGGAGAAGGAGAGCGAGAAGGCGAGGAAAAGAGAGAUGAAAAAGGAGAAAAAAAGGCAGAAAAAAAGGGAGAGGGAAGCGCGAAGGUCUCGCAUCGUGUCGAAGUUGUCGAAGGUGUUUAGGUUUGUAGGAGGGCGGGCGGAUUAG